UUACCUUUGGUCUACUUGAUGGUGUCCAUUGGUGACCUUUAUGGACUUUUGAACUUCUAUAGCUUCUCCCGCUGGUUCUUCAUAGGACUUACCACAUUGGGGUUCAUGAUACAUUGCUAUCGACAUCCAACAAUACUAAGACCUUUUAAGGUGCCUCUGUUCUUCCCACUGGUAUUCACAGUAGCCUGUUUCUUCAUUGUGGGGACAUCACUAUAUUCAGAUCCUGUGAACACCAGUAUUGGAUGUGCUUUAACUUUAUCUGGCUUACCUGUCUACUAUCUAGUGGUUCAGAAAACUAGAAUACCAGGCUGUUGUACAUCAAAGUUCAACUCUAUGACAGUGAAGCUACAGAUCCUGAUGAAGGUGACUCUUCAGGAAGUCCAGAUGCAUUGAAGGAGUUGUGUAUUGGAGUAAGGAAAGCAAUAGACUGCAAGGAGCCCGCAAAAUCCUCACACUACUACUGUAAGGAACAUGCCUCCAAGCCAUUUUAAAGCAAGCAGCAAGAGAUAAAAUAUGUGAGAAUCCCUUUCCAUGAAUUACCCCCUUGUUUCAUUUUGUCUUUUAAAGGUAUAAGACUGAUCUUCUGUCCAGAAGCUUGAACAAGCAGUUUAUAAGGAAUAAAAAUAAAUCAAAACCUUUUAUGAAAAACCCAACAGCAAUAUCUGCAGAACCUUAAGCAAGUCUUAGUUCAGUAUAUACAGUAACCAUAAUGUUCUUGUCCAAUACAUCACUUCCUUCUUAUGAUAUAAAUAAGGAAUCUAUUGUCAUAGGAAAUGUGGGAUUGCAGCUCUAAAAAUGUUCAACCUUGCACAAAAGUAUAGUAAGAAAAUUCAGUUCAAAAAUGAUGUAUAAAAUAGAGAUUGAAAAUGUUUCAAGGUUUAAAUUUCCACAUCCAAAAGGUUCCAGCCUCAAAACCAUUGCCAACCUUAUCAGAAAUGGUCUGCCAUUGGAAUAGCCUGCUCUGACUCUACCAAAAGAAAAAAGUGAUUUCAGUAUAAGCUUUUUCUACUUACCAUUUUCAGAGCCAGAAAAUUUUGUUAAGAUUGGAAUACUUCUGAUGAGACUGAUGUUUCUGAAAUCUGGCAAUUUAAAUCUUGAAAUGAUCUGCACACUACUGCUAGAGAGACAUAUCCCAAGUAAAUAUUCUACACAUAUGACCCUAAAAAUUUAGGGCAAGUGUUGCAAUGAUUUGUUUUAAUGUUUGUUCCAUUUGUUUCUUUAAAAAUAUACUUGUAAGUAAUUUUUGUAAUGGAAGUAAUCAGAUUUUUUUAAUUCCUUGAAAAUAAUAAAUUAUAACUGUGCAUUCUGUAAAUAAUUGCUUCUAAGCCUUAAAGAAUGCUGAAGCACUAGCCAGAGUCAUGUUUAAAAUCAACAACGAAGGGAACACGGUGCUUCAGUGGUGGGUUGCAGGUGGUAUGCCCUGGUAUGGGCGUACCAUUCCGGUACGGUGCUCCGGAGA
Thamnophis sirtalis is the source of this 1459-nucleotide messenger RNA. Lineage: Eukaryota; Metazoa; Chordata; Lepidosauria; Squamata; Natricidae. The record is from RefSeq and is a predicted model, not a curated record.